Molecule: messenger RNA, 1586 nt
Organism: Vigna angularis (adzuki bean)
Lineage: Eukaryota; Viridiplantae; Streptophyta; Magnoliopsida; Fabales; Fabaceae
Product: fructose-bisphosphate aldolase, cytoplasmic isozyme
Exons: 3
Coding region: 208-1284 (358 amino acids)
Biological process (GO): fructose 1,6-bisphosphate metabolic process; glycolytic process
Cellular component (GO): cytosol
Molecular function (GO): fructose-bisphosphate aldolase activity
Source: RefSeq, a predicted model, not a curated record
GACAAAACACACACUCACCAACUUCGCGAGUGCGCUUCCUAAGACCCUAGUCCCUUUUGCUGUUGUCGUCUCCUCAACGCAACAUCAUUAUCACCAUCACUAUUUAAACCCCUCUUAACCCUUUCCCUCGUGUUCACUUUUUCCCCAAUCUCACACCUACCUUGCUAUCUCCGUUCAACUACCUCAUCGUCUUCUUCCUCCUCGAUCAUGUCUCACUUCAAGGGCAAGUACCAUGAUGAGCUUAUUGCAAAUGCUGCCUACAUUGGCACUCCUGGAAAGGGUAUUCUUGCUGCUGAUGAGUCGACAGGUACGAUUGGUAAGCGUUUGGCCAGCAUCAAUGUAGAGAACGUUGAAUCCAACAGGCGUGCUCUUAGGGAGCUUCUUUUCACUGCUCCUGGUGCUCUUCAAUACCUCAGUGGAGUCAUCCUCUUUGAGGAAACCCUCUACCAGAGCACAGCUUCAGGCAAGCCCUUUGUUCAGUUGUUGACGGAGGCUGGUGUGCUUCCUGGUAUCAAGGUUGACAAGGGCACCGUUGAGCUUGCUGGGACCGAUGGGGAAACCACCACUCAGGGUCUGGAUGGCCUUGGUCAGCGUUGUGCCAAAUACUAUGAAGCAGGUGCACGAUUUGCCAAAUGGCGUGCCGUGCUAAAGAUUGGUCCCAACGAGCCAUCAGAGCUCUCCAUCCAUGAGAAUGCCUAUGGCUUGGCCAGAUAUGCUGUCAUAUGCCAGGAAAAUGGGUUGGUUCCCAUUGUUGAACCCGAGAUCCUUGUUGAUGGACCUCAUGACAUUCACAAGUGUGCCGCUGUCACCGAGCGUGUCCUUGCAGCAUGCUACAAGGCUUUGAAUGAUCACCAUGUUCUUCUUGAGGGAACUCUGUUGAAGCCAAACAUGGUGACACCUGGAUCUAAAUCUGCAAAGGUUGCUCCUGAGGUGGUUGCUGAACACACUGUUAGAGCCCUGCAGCGAACUGUACCUGCUGCAGUUCCUGCGGUAGUUUUCUUGUCUGGUGGACAGAGUGAGGAGGAGGCAACCCUCAACCUCAAUGCCAUCAACCUGGUUAAGGGGAAGAAGCCAUGGACACUCUCUUUCUCUUUUGGAAGGGCACUUCAACAGAGUACCCUUAAGGCAUGGAGUGGAAAAGAUGAGAAUGUGAAGAAGGCUCAAGAAGCCUUAUUGGUAAGAGCCAAGGCUAACUCAGAGGCAACUCUUGGAACCUACAAGGGUGAUUCAAAGCUUGCUGAGGGUGCCUCAGAGAGUCUCCAUGUUGAGGACUACAAGUACUGAGAAAAGUUGGUUCUCUUUAUCGAGACUAGUGCGGGGUAGGAAUCGGGUGACAACCGAAUUUCUUGCUAAUGAGUAUUGUGGUUUGACUCCUCCCAGAAUAAUCGUUUGAAAUUUUGCUUUUUGUUUUAGUGUUCUGCAAUAUCAUUUUAGUUUCAAUGUAUUGGUCAAACAUGCGCAAAUGGAGGGGAUUUUAAUUUGUUUUCUUGGAAGACACCACCUUUCUAAACGAAGCUUUGUGUUUACUUACAAUUCUCCCGCUGUUUUGUUUUCGAUGAAAUCAAUAAAUGGAAGGGUUUAUGAUA